This is a messenger RNA of Aspergillus versicolor CBS 583.65, 2133 nucleotides long. RefSeq lists its product as uncharacterized. The transcript is spliced from 5 exons. Gene Ontology annotation, molecular function: L-iditol 2-dehydrogenase (NAD+) activity; kinase activity; zinc ion binding. The record is from RefSeq and is a predicted model, not a curated record. Gene Ontology annotation, biological process: D-sorbitol catabolic process. NCBI's taxonomy places the organism in Eukaryota, Fungi, Ascomycota, Eurotiomycetes, Eurotiales, Aspergillaceae. Bases 53 to 1846 code for a protein of 597 amino acids.
GCUGUAGACACCUCCUCGCCCCUUCGUGCUUCCUUAUAUACAAGUCUACAAUAUGGAAUCGCAAUAUACCAACCUCGCAGAGACAAUAAUACAACGCGCCUCGUCUCAUUCCAAAAACCGAUAUAUUGUCGCUGUCGCCGGCGCACCUGGGUCUGGCAAGACAACACUCGCCACGGCUGUUGGUGCACAGAUCAACAGGGCCCGACAAGUAGCAGCAGAGAAGGGAGAAACAAAUGGCAGUAUUCCCAAAACAAUGGUUCUAUCCAUGGACGGCUUUCACCUUCCGCGCUCGGCGCUGGAUGCCCUUCCAGACGGCGAGCGCGAACAAGCGUAUAUCCGCCGCGGAGCACCGUGGACGUUCGACGUCAAGGCAUUUGUUGCAUUUAUGAAGAGUCUACGGAAAUGGGCAGAUGGAGAAUCAUCCUCUGCAGAGAAAUUGUAUGCGCCGACGUUUGACCAUGCGACGAAAGACCCUGUCGCGGCUGGUGUGGCGAUUGAUAGCGACGUCGGGGUUGUCAUUGUCGAGGGCAACUACACUCUGCUUGACGAGCCUGAGUGGAGGGAUGUUGGACAGCUCGUGGACUACCGCGUCUUUGUAGAUGUGGACCUGCAGGAGGCGCGAGAGAGGCUGGCGAGGAGACAUGUCGAGGCUGGGAUCGAGGGCUGUUUGGAGGACGGGUUUGCGCGGGUGGACAAGAAUGACUAUCUGAAUGGAUUGAUGGUGAAGGAGAAGCUGGGGAAGGUGGAAUUAGUUGAAACAAACCCCUCUUUCGUCCUGCGCGCCGUCAAGGAUGUCGCAUUCGAAGACAGAGACGUCCCUCCGCUCAAAGACCCCUGGGACGUGCGCGUCCAGAUCGCCCAGACCGGAAUCUGCGGCAGCGAUGUACAUUACUGGCAGCGAGGCCGUAUCGGCGACUUCAUCCUCGAGUCGCCCAUCGUGCUCGGGCAUGAGAGCUCUGGCGUUAUCGCAGAGGUCGGGUCGGCCGUGAAGAACCUCAAGGUCGGGCAGAAGGUUGCUGUUGAGCCGGGGGUUCCCUGCAGACACUGCGACUACUGCCGCAGUGGCUCCUACAACCUGUGCCCAGAUACCGUCUUCGCAGCAACGCCACCGCACGAUGGAACCCUAUCCAAGUACUACAUCACGCAAGCCGACUUCUGCUAUCCCAUCCCCUACCACAUGGACCUCGAAGAAGGCGCCAUGGUCGAGCCCGUGGCGGUUGCAGCACAGAUCACAAAGGUCGGCAAUGUCCGUCCGAACCAGACAGUCGUUGUCUUCGGGUGCGGACCCAUCGGUCUGCUCUGCCAGGCCGUGAGCAAGGCGUACGCUGCGAAGAAGGUCAUUGGUAUUGAUAUCAGCCAGUCCCGGCUGGACUUUGCGCAGUCGUUCGGUGCAGACGGCGUGUUCCUACCACCGGCCAGACCGGAGGGCGUAGAGGAGACGGAGUGGAGCGAGAAGGUUGCAAAGCUUAUUAAAGAUAAAUUCAACCUGGGCGAAGGACCAGAUGUUGUCCUUGAGGCGACGGGGGCGCAGAGUUGUAUCCAGACUGGCAUUCAUCUGACGAAGAAGGGGGGCACAUAUGUGCAGGCGGGCAUGGGCAAGGAGAACGUUGUCUUCCCUAUUACGACGGCAUGCAUCAGAGACCUGACCAUCCGCGGGUCAAUCCGGUACUCGACAGGCUGCUAUCCGGUGGCUGUAGACCUCAUUGCCAGCGGCAAGAUCGAUGUCAAGAAGCUGAUCACGAACCGCUUCACGUUCGAGCAGACAGAAGAGGCCUUUGAGCUGGUACGGCAGGGCAAGGAGAGCGUCAUCAAGGUCGUUAUCCACGGGUACCAGGACAAGCAGUGAUCUAUUAGAAUAGAUAUCUGUUGCAAAAUAAGUUAAUCUAGAUCAAUCAAGCCUGGCUGGCAAUAUCUCGCCAAUACACUCCCCGAAUCCAACUCCUGACUGCUCAUCACCGAGUACAGCGGUCAUCCUGACGAUAUCCCCGUCAACCAGGUAUACCCUCUCUGCCCCGUCGGAGAGCUUCACUCUCUCCUUCCCCCCCUUCGUGCUCUCCAGCAAACACCCAUGCGACCCAUCAACAGACCCACUGACCGUUCCUGUUCCAAGGAGGUCUCCUGUGCGCAAGUCAC